AUGUUCUCAUCAUCACGCAUAAAACCAACCCCAGCCCCUCCGCCCAUCCCCGAACCAUACCUCAGUCGCCAACUCGACACCACCGCCGACGGCAUCCGUCUCGUCACCAUUGACCCAGACUUAAACCCAGAAGGCCUCCUGACAUGCCGUUUGCAAACCACAACCUUUGCCCAGCGGCCGCGGUACGAAACCCUCUCAUACCGCUGGGGCGACGAGUCAACCAAGGAGACCAUCAUCGUCGACGGAGUGCGCUUUCGCGUAACAGCCAACCUCUUCGAAGCGCUGCACUACUUCCGAGCACAUGCCCGCCAAGACGCCAUCUGGAUAGACGCCAUAUGUAUCAACCAAACGGACAUUCCCGAGCGUAGUAGCCAGUUGCGCAUCAUGCCGCACAUCUACGCGCGUGCGACCUCCACGCUGGUAUGGCUCGGCGGCAGAUACAUCAACCUACCCAUCAAUCUAGGCCCCAACUCCAAGUCAGACCCGGAACCAAACGCAGAUAUCAAAGACAAAAUCAUCUCUGACGGGUACUGGGACAGAGUGUGGAUCUUGCAGGAAAUCGGGAAAGCGCGCAAGAUUCACCUCUGCUUUGGACAAGAGCCCGCCGAAUGGGACAGGUUCAUCUCAUGGAUCCGCAAGCACGACGACGUGGCAGACGAGGCUGGACCCCUAAAGCUAGAUAGACUACGCAAGGACAAAUACGACGGAAGUUGUUCGCUGAGACAACUUCUCACCAACCACGCCACAGCCCUGUCCAAGGACCCCAGGGACAAAAUCUACGGCCUGGUCGGUCUGUCCACAGACGGACGAGGCUUCCCCAUGGACUACAACAAGACGCUGCUUGAAGUAUGGACCGACACCAUCCACUUCAUGAGUCGACACGACCUUCUCCCCGAUGAUUGCGCCGAACGCGUCCAAUUCUGCAGUCUUGUGCGCGACCUCCUCGGCGGUGAAGAGCUAGGAUCUGUAUCCGGAGUUGUGCAACUACACCACGCGCCCGGCGACGAAUCCUUCUACGACUCCCACAACAAACAAGCAACCGACGAAGUCGCCCUCUCAGCACUCUCCUUCUUCGCCGAGGUCUACGGUGUGAUUGUAUCCCUCGGCCCAUCAGCAAGCGAGCUCCUCUCCUCGCUAGAACUCACCGACGCGUGGGAAGAAGAGCUCCAGCGCAUGUACCGGGGCAACCUCGACAGCGCACACAUGGAAAACGACAAUCUCAUGCGUCGCAUCUUUGACGCCCCCGACGGAAAACUAGUCAACCGCACAAACUUCCAAAACCACAAAGUCGUCUUCCACGGGCCCGAAAUCUACGGCCCCUACUGGUCGUUCAUGCACAAGGAGCGCCACCUCCCUCCCGGGCUAGAAGGAUCAUGGAACCACCGCACAUCUACGCCCGAUGAACCGCGGCUGGCGAUGCUCAAGAUCUCGUCUACGCCGUGGGACCAGACGCCGUACAAAUUGGCGUUUGUGGCGCCGGACGCCCUGCAGGGGGACUUUGUGUGCAGGAUCGACGGGUUUCCCAUGAAGCGGGUGGUGGUGCGGCCGGCGGAGGAGGAGCACUCGAAUAAUGUGAGGAUGCAUGUGUGUGGGACGGCGAUUACGGUGAGGGAUGUGUUGGCGGAUGAGUACUUUGACGAUGGGAACGUGCAGAUGUCGUAUAAGUUGGACUUGUUGAUGGAUGCGAGGACAUUGUAUGCGUUGAUAUUUGGGAAUGACGACAAGGUGGAGGAGGAGAGGUUGGAGGAGGUGUUGGGGAGGGUGCAGAUGGGGAGUUGA
This is a messenger RNA of Pochonia chlamydosporia 170, 1779 nucleotides long. Its product is annotated as heterokaryon incompatibility. The record is from RefSeq and is a predicted model, not a curated record. The transcript has a single exon. The coding region runs from base 1 to 1779 and encodes 592 amino acids. Lineage: Eukaryota; Fungi; Ascomycota; Sordariomycetes; Hypocreales; Clavicipitaceae.